CGAAUCCGAGUCCAGGAACCGAGAAUUGCUGAAGUCAGCUCAAUCACUUUCUUGAUUUCCAAUUCUAAACUUAAAAACAGGAGAAAUAAGGAAACCUUUAGGUGUACAGGGUUUUAGAUUUACAGAGCAAACCUAAAUUAUCUUAUAUUUUAUUAUAUCUUUGAUAUUGUUUAAUCUGACUUGAGCAAAACAUCUGUGGAAUCGACUAAGGAUCAAUUCUUCCUUUCCAGUGUUCAGUGAAUCGACUUAGAAUAUCGACUCUUUUUUGGGGUCCACCUCCAGCUGGAACCACAGUGAGGAUACUGCUGGGAUGUUUGGAUUAUGGCGUUAACCCGUGUCUCUACUAAAGCGCUGAAUCAAGCACUAUAAACUCUUAUAAUGUAGCUGUUCAGUUCCUGCUGUGUGUCCUGACUGACCAAGUCUCAGUGGAUUAUUAAAUAACAGGGAUUUGAGAAGAAUGGAAGCGUGUAAAGUGUUAUUCAUGAAGAUGAUGAGGAUGCACACACUACUGCUCCUGCUGAUGAGCUCCUGUCUCACACCCAGCCUUGUCCACUCUGAACUUUCUGUUCCCCAGAUGGUGUCUGUACAGAAGGACCUGGAGUCUCAGACACUCACUCUGUCAUGGCAGAGCGACGCCUCGUACUUUGACGUGGAGAUUUAUCACAAUGAGCUCAUGGAGCUCGUCCUCAACGAGAGUAUUUAUUUGGAAGAAGACUCUAAGAAGCAGAGCCAUGAUUGGUCUUGGCGCUCGGCUGUGCCUCUGGAGUGCACCUCCCGCUCUGUACGUAUCAGAGCACGACGCAUGGACACAGUGAGCCAGUGGAGCCCCCUGCUGACCAUCCCUGGUAUGGACGUGCCGGACCAGCCUCAGGCUCAGAUGUACCCUCAGGACCGGGUUUUGGAGGUUGGCAGGAAUGUGACAGUGUGCUGCAUCAUUCCGGAGGGCGUGGCCUUUAGCAGUUUGGGAUACGGGAAGCAAAACUUAGAGGUGAUCCGACUGAGCCGCAGAAGCUACAGUGCCAUCAUCACUGACCUGCACAAGUCCUCCUACACUGGCACCAACGUCGUCUGUCUCUCUGACAAAGCCAUCCUCACCGGCACUGUGCUCUUCAUCGGCUACCCCCCAGGUGAUGAAGGCCUGCAGUGUGAGACACGGGAUCUGCAAUCAGCUGAGUGUCGCUGGAGCAAAGGACGAGACACAGGCUUACAGAAACGUGAUUUACUCACCAAAUACACACUGAACAACAGGACUUGUACUGAAGACAGAAAGGACAGAAAACAGUGUCGUUCUGACCACUGGGAGAGCAGCUGGACUCUGGUGGCCAAGAAUCCUCUGGGAACGGUCCAGCUUUCUGAUACCGCCCACCUCAAGCAGCGCGUUCGUCUGCUGGCUCCAGUGAAUGUAAAAUCAGAGGCUAAGGCAUGGAAGGCUCGUGUUGGGUGGAGCUGGACAGUGGAGGACUAUAAAAGACUUUCCAUGCUGUGUGAGGUGCAGCUGGACAGUGGAGGACAAGCCCAAACUCAUAACUACACUGGAGUGGGACUCUCCUCCGUAGUGUUGGACAGGCUGAGGCCGGACACUGAGUACUCGUUCUCUAUCCGCUGUGCAUCUCUGCAGAAUUUCUGGCGCUGGGGAGACUGGAGUGCCCCCUACAGCCUACAUACGCACAUGGACCGACCUAAAGCUCCAGACAUGUGGGUGUGGAGAACCAGCGAAGUUACUGGACAAGUCCUGUGGAAGUCUCUCUCACCAAGGGACAGUCAUGGUGCUCUGACAGCAUAUGAAAUAUCUCGGAGGGAAGGAGAGGAAGACGGCUGGACAACUAUAUCUCUCCCUCCGAGUGUGUCCAGAGCUCCCAUCAGUCUUAGCAACAGCACUGACAUCAUGGUUGCCGUGGCAGCACGAAACCCGGUUGGACUUUCUCAGAUCAGCACAGUCAUCGUCCCAAAAUACACUGCAGACUCUGAGUUUUCUGUAUCUGAGCUGGUGGCUAAUGGAGGAGGUUUAACCGUUUCCUGGAACCACAAUCAUAACUCCACACAAGGCUACGUGGUGGAGUGGCUGCCCACCUGCUGCCCCGCCUCCACUGCCUGCUCUGUCCAAUGGGAGAGAGUUUCCCCCUCCAACACCAGCAUCAUCAUCCAAUCAGGAUCUUUGGACCCUGGAGUGCAGUACACCAUCUCCAUUUUCAGUUUGCUUCCUGAAGCUUCUGUCCUGUUACAGAGGCAUUAUGGAUAUGGACAGGAACAGGUUUCUUCUGUGUCUGUGGGAUUGCUGUCUGCUCUUCAGUCAGGCUCAGACAUUGUUCUUUCCUGGACUCCUGUUCCUGUGUGUGACCAAAAAGGCUUUAUACUUGGACACACUGUUUACCUGGCAGAUGCCUCCAACCUCAGCCUCAUAGCCAAUCUGAGCAAUCCUGCAUUGAGCUCUUACACAGUAAAGAAUCUGCCACUGGGCUCUUACAAGUUCAUGGUGAGGUCGUACACUUCAGCUGGCGAGGGAAUGGAGUCCACCGUCGCCAUCAAAACCGAGUCUGACACUAAUCUGAUGUUGGUGGAGAUCCUGGUGGCGUUGGGAGCCAUGUCCUUCUGCCUCAUCAUCAUCACCGUUUUCUGCUACAAGAAGAGAGAAUGGGUGAAGAACGCAUUCUAUCCUGAGAUUCCUGGCCCCAAACUCACUGGAGACUGGUCAGCUCCACCGGGUCCUCUGGACCUGAAGCCCCCCCCACACAGUCUGGUGCACAUUGUGGAGAGUCCAGACAAGGAGGGGCUUUUCACGGCUCCAGGUGGACAAGAAGAAGGACGUGGUGAUGACGAGAAUGAUAACCAGAACGUUGAAAUGGACACCGACUCGGACGAACCUGCCCUGCUGCGCUACUACAACCAGCUGGUCAGCGACACCUCUGAUUGUUCCUCCAGCUCCACAGAUUCAGCGCAGACACAGGUGACAUACACUGGAAUCCAAAGCCCCGCCUACCGCCCCCAGAAUCAGUCUGAGGAUCCCCAGGAGGUGGAGCCCCAGGAGGAGAGUCCCAGUGUGGGCUACAAGCCGCAGUGCUCAUGGAGGCCCGAUUCGCCAGAAAAUGAAAACUUCUCGCUGGGAAGCCCGACCUCGGUGACCUCAUCACAGUUCCUCAUCCCGGAAUCUUCAGAGGAUCAUCCAGAGUCUUCGGGAAGCUGGUUCCAAAACCUUCUCUCCGGAAAAUUCUGAUUAGCAUUUAGCUUUACCAGUCAGACAUCACUGCUUCUCAUUAUGGAUGUAUGGACAGAAUUCUCUCAUCCUUUUAAAUUUGUGUUGUUUCUAUCAAUAAUGUUUAGCAUUACUGACAUUUAGCAUUACUGACGUAAAACAUUACUGACAUUUAGUGUUCUUGUUCAGCGGAAGCUGCUGAAAUAGGGAGCACAGAGAGACAAAGUCUGCCUUAUACAGAAUGCAGUGUAAAGCUGCCAUUUCCCCAAUGAUGAAGAGAUUUCUGAAGAUUACUUGUGACUUUAAUUGUUUAGUUUCAGUUUGUUGGAAUGAACAAACUUCUGGACUGCAGAAGCUAGUGAUAAAAAAUUUUAGCUAUACAGAAGCAGUUCUGCAGAAAUAUUUGCAAUGUUCCUGUCACUCAGCUGGCCAACAUUAUCAGCUCAUGGCCACCAGUUUAGCAUCAGGCUGAAUUGUUUAUCUAGUUGGAACUCUUCGUCCUGUAGAAGGCGAUGUGCUGAACCACCUGCUGUCAGUUCUGUUGUUUAACAGUUGGACCCAUCAGACUUUAUGAAGUCCUUCAAUGUUUAAUGGACAGGUCACAUUAGCUCCAGUAUAAGCUCACUGAUUUGAUGGCAUUAUUUGGAAAAUGAACAGUAACCUGGUGGUGCAGCUUCAGAGAAAUCAGUUCACAGGACACUUGAUUGAUUGUCUGUGUAACACUACGAUGCAUUUUUUUUAUAUUUUUACUAAGUGCUUUGACUUUAUUGCCUUAAAGUAUUCACAGCUUAUUAGCUUUCGCUCUGCCGUUACACGAAAACAGAACCAGGCAAUGUUUGUUUACACUUCAUACGUUUCUCUCUUCCUGAAGUGCUUUAAGGUCUUAAAGAAGUUAAAAUAAUCCUAAGUAUUGCAGAUGUUUUAGCUUAGCAAAAUCUGACGUUCUCAUCUAACUGGAUGUGAUAAACUGAGACGUGCUGUUUAUUUAGCGCUGGAGUUACCAGGCUAAUGUCGCUAAUUCUCAGAAGUCACCCCGAAUUCUUUGCCAGAACCUCACUAUACCCUCCAUCAUAACUCUUUCACCACCACCUCAGAUUUUGCCUCUAUAGAUUGACACCCUAACUUUAACCCUAUCCCUAUACCUCAUCUCCAAGCAUACACCUUCUACAGCCUGUCCUAUAGGAUGCACCUUCUAGACUUGCCCCUUGUCUUUAGCCCAAAGCCUCACCCCAGUCCUCUCCUGUAGACCACAUUCUUUUAGGUUCACUUCCAAAAGCCAGAUUGUUGAAGUGUUUUUUUUUUUUUAAAUAAUGCAUAUUAAUACUAAAGAAUAUGAAUAAUAAUUACAGAGUUUAAUGAUGACCUUAUUAGCAACAUUAGCUGCUUAGUGAUGUUAGGCUCAUAGUUGCAGUGGAAAUGAAUGAGUCACUUCUUAUCUGAUUGAUUUUCUUUGUGCUGAAGGUCAUGAUAUUAAGUGCGUGUGUGUGUGUGUGUGUGUGUGUGUGUGUGCAUGCUGUAUUAGCAGGGUUAGGGCUCACCUCUGAGCAGCUGAGAAACCCUAUAAGCACAAACCCUUCAUCUCAUUUACCAGUGCCAGUCUGAGCGUCUCUGUCCACAACUCGACAACGGAUAAUCUCUCACACUGUACCUGGUGUGUGUCUCCUGAACAGGAGGUGUCUAGCAUUUUAUAGCAGAGAUGAAGUUUGUCUCAUUCAGAAGGCAGCUUGAUGGCAGGCGUUAUGGGACUUAUUCAUUACUUUUAUUAGAUUUAAUUUCAGAAAGGGCUGAAGAGGAACUGGAUCAGUGGUUACAUUAGCUAGCUAACAUGUUAACCACAUCCUCUCCAAGUCAUUUGUUUGAACUAAUUUGAGUCUGAGCUAAAAAAAACAAAAACAUGUAGCUAUAGCAUCAUCUUACUGUCAUAAAGCAUCGUCAUAUGACUGUAAUUGUCGCUGUUAUUGCGUUCGAAUUUAUCAGCUCACACUGUGUGUGUUUGUGCGUGAGAGAGAGAAUGUAGUUCCUGAAGCUUUAAAUACUACUGUGAGAUUUGACAAGGGCCAUGGAUUUAUUAAGGUCGCUAAUCUUUUGAAAUAAUUAAUGAAGCAGCAUCUGGACUUGAUUCAUUUUGUGCAGUUUAAUGUGUCAGUUUUUACAGAUGUUGAUGUGAAGCUCGUUCAAUGUUUAAAUUACUGCCUAUUGUUUUUUUUUUUUACUUAAUUUGAAUUUUAAUGAAGUUUUUUUUUCUCUGAAAUGUAUAUAAUUUGACACUAUGCUCCAGUCCCUUUUUAACACUUUCCAUUAUUCACUUCUGCUUGAUUGAGUGCCCUUGCUUGUAAAGACUUUUUCACUUUAUUGAAAUAUGGGAAAUGAGCAUUAGAUAACAAUGGAGUGGACAUCACUGUGGACUUCAAAAGCAUGUUUAAUUUCCCAGGAUGCACUGCUGUGUUUCAGCUGACAGACUUUCAAACUGUAAAGUUAAAGUAGAUGAUGUUUGUUUGCAUUUCCUCCAUCUGUAUACAGCAGCUGAGAGAACUGUGCUGAUGGAUCUGAGUGCACUUCAGAGGUGUUUUGGUUCACUGUGCAUUUGGGUCGUUUGGAAGAAGUGGACUAGAGCACAGGAGUAACUGAAUUGUGGAAGCUGUUGUGAUACAUUCGCUCAUUUACAGGCUGGGUGUUACACUUCAUUAUUAUUUUUUAUUUUCAAGUUUAAGCUGACAAAAAAUGUAAAUAUGAUUUGUUUAAUGUGUGUUAAUUUCAUAUAUUGGCCAGGAAAGUCACAACACAUAUGUCACUGUUACCAUAGCUAGUGUUCUUGGGUGGAGGUUCCCAAGGCAGCAUGAGAGCAGCUUCCUGUCUUCCAGCAAUCUAAUUUUGGGCAGAUCUAAUUACAGGCAGCAAUCUACUGGAAAUCUAGUUCACUACAUAGGGGCAGAAUGCCUUGCAGGAUACAGUUGGAACUUUAGUGCACUACAUAGGGAGUAGGAUGUAGGGAGCUGUGUGGGCUUCAUUGUGUAAUGACGCUAAUAAUAUCAGCGAUUAUAUUAAAUCUAACAGAUCUAAUACAACACUAACACUGUCGUGUGUCUGUGUGUGAGCUCUAUAUACUCUGAAACAAUACCUUACAGUAUGUACAGUCGAUAAUAAAGAGUUCAAUUGUA
Tachysurus fulvidraco (yellow catfish) is the source of this 6348-nucleotide messenger RNA. It is a transcript of the gene lifra, whose product is annotated as LIF receptor subunit alpha a. Lineage: Eukaryota; Metazoa; Chordata; Actinopteri; Siluriformes; Bagridae. Gene Ontology annotation, molecular function: protein binding. Bases 458 to 3211 code for a protein of 917 amino acids. The transcript is spliced from 18 exons. The record is from RefSeq and is a predicted model, not a curated record.